AUCCUUUUUAUAUUGUACAAAAACAUCACCAUCAUUAUUUCAAUGGAUAAUGUAGAGAGAACAAGAGGUUCAAAAGACUUUGCACCCCCAUUUCUCCCCAUUUCAUUUAAUUUUCUCUAUUUCAACCUGUUAUGAAUACAUACCUUCACGGUAACGAAAGGAUGAUUGCACUCAAAGCCAUUCAUCCUUCUUUGAGUCCUACCAAUAGCAAGAAUGAUAUCCACUGCACAGGGAUCCUCCAAAACAAAAGAAGCUCCAUCUUGGGCCGCUGCAAGUCUAACGAGUCUGAUUUCCAACCCGGUGAUACUCGCCAACAAGAGUUGCUAGCACAAAUUGCCAUGCUUGAAGCUCAAAAGAUCCGCCUAAUGGAUUAUGUAGACGAGCGGUCCGCAUAUUUGACCCAAUUUAGCAAAGAAGCCAUAGUUGAGUUUGAGAAAAUUGGAGAAGAGGCCCUCAAAGGAUUAGAUGAAGCUGAUGCCAGAAUAACAGCAAAGAUAGAGCGCCAAAUGCUGGAAUUCGAAGAAUCUACAGAACUUACCAGACAAGAGAUUUCAAACCGUGAAAACGAGCUCGAGGAGUUUGAAGUUCAAAUGGAGGACAACAGAAACGAAGGCUUGUUCUUCAAGAACCUCAGAAAGAAGGCCCCUGUUGAUAUUGCACAAGCCAAGGUGGAAGCACAAAAGAUCAAAGAUUUAACCAGAGAAAAAGCUGGUGGCAAAGCCAGGCGGUAUGUUUACCUUUUCUUCAUUGCCUUGUUGAGCAUCGGAAUAGUCAAGGCUAUUGCUGCUUUAUCCUCCACUGAUUGGAGAAAGGUUGCAGUUCUUUUUUCUAUUCUUGUGGCUUUAACUUCUCAGUUCAUCUACGAACAAAACAUGUCAUUGGAAACUGGGAGAACGAGAAAGACUAACAAUGAGGAAAAUAACUGAAGUUCAAUUUUACUGUGAGGAAAAUACCAUUGAUGCAUUGUGUGUGAUGCCAAUAAACCCAAGUGAGGGCUUACAACUUGGGACUAAUAACAUCACACGGCUUUGAUUUGGCAUCAACAAUAGCUGAUUUCGGUGAUACAACUAUAAUCACCAAACCCAGAGUAACAGACUUACCAUGUGAUGCUGAUGAAGUUCU
Molecule: messenger RNA, 1122 nt
Organism: Arachis ipaensis
Lineage: Eukaryota; Viridiplantae; Streptophyta; Magnoliopsida; Fabales; Fabaceae
Cellular component (GO): chloroplast
Source: RefSeq, a predicted model, not a curated record